This is a messenger RNA of Adineta ricciae, 1056 nucleotides long. Lineage: Eukaryota; Metazoa; Rotifera; Eurotatoria; Adinetida; Adinetidae. The record is from the annotation of a GenBank genome assembly.
AUGGCAGUUUUUCAAAUCAUUUUCGUUCUACUUAUUAAUAUCGCUGUGAAUUGUUUCGGGCAACAAUGGAUAAAUACAAAUGAUCUUUUAAAUAGACGUGUUGAUCAUACCGCAACUGCUCUAAAAAAUGGAGAAGUUCUAGUUACUGGUGGCAGUGAAUACAUUACUCUAAAUGAAGCUGAAAUUUAUGAUCCAUCUUCCGGAACAUGGAGAUUUGUUGAAUUUAUGAUCAAUCCGAGAUCGUAUCAUACGGCAACUUUAUUAUCAAAUGGAAAUGUUUUAGUGAGCGGUGGUGCCAAUCCUGGUCCUUUAAGUACUAGUGAAGUGUAUGAUAUUCAGACACAAAAAUGGACGGAUAGUAGUGUGAUGAAUUAUCCACGAAUUUUCCAUACAGCUACACUGUUACGAAAUGGAAAAGUACUAGUUGUUGGUGGUAAAACAGCGAUCGGUGUUGACAGUAAUACUUCUGAAUUAUAUGAUCCGGAAAGUGGAAAUUGGACAGUAACCGGUUCGAUGGCACAGGCACGAAGCGAGCAUACGGCAUCGCUGUUGUUGAACGGAAAAGUACUAGUUGCCGGUGGAUUCACUUCGGAUGUUCUUGAUAGCGCAGAAUUGUAUGAUCCUGAAACGGGUACAUGGAGAGCUGCUCGAAGUAUGGAUUAUCCACGAAUGCAACAUGCUGCAGCAGUAUUGUCGAAUGGAAAAGUGUUAGUCACUGGUGGACAGGGAAGUGGAUAUGUCAAGAGAGGUGAAGUAUAUGAUCCGGAAACAGAUGCUUGGACAACGACGAAUCCAAUGAAUGUUGUUCGAAAACAUCAUACUGCAUCAACAUUAAAUAAUGGAAACGUGUUGAUUGCUGGUGGAUAUUACAAUACGGAAGCUUUAACAAGCGCUGAAAUAUACGACAUUUCAACAAAUACUUGGGUAACUGUGAAUAGCAUGAAUCACGGUCGAUAUCGACAUCAAGCAUCGACCUUAUCAAACGGAUCGAUACUGAUUACCGCAGGAUUUAAUGGUGGACCAUUAAAUAGCGCAGAGCUCUACUCAUUCUCGUGA